Messenger RNA from Corticium candelabrum, 536 nucleotides. RefSeq names its product contactin-5-like. The coding region runs from base 21 to 401 and encodes 126 amino acids. The transcript has 2 exons. Lineage: Eukaryota; Metazoa; Porifera; Homoscleromorpha; Homosclerophorida; Plakinidae. The record is from RefSeq and is a predicted model, not a curated record.
GCUGCUACGUACACACGAACAUGUCAGCUGCCUGUGAGUACGCAGGCAUACUGCUCAAACUGUCCAGCCUCAUUAGCCUCCUCACAAUAUCAUCGGUUCGAGGUGCACCUUUGUAUUUUACCAAGCAUCCACAGUCCACAAUUGCAGCACCAGAUACAAAUUUGCAGUUGACAUGUGAAGCUGUUGGCAGGCUACCAAUAACAUACAGAUGGUUGCGCAAUGGAGAGGACUUGAUAAUUCGAGGUAAUGUAGAAGUGGAGGGUGGAACAAUUUCUUUCAAACCUUUCCAGUUUGAUCAUCGAGUUUACAAACAUCAUGUGGGUCAAUAUCAGUGCAUUGCAACAAAUCAAGAUGGUGCUGUGUUUAGUGAGCCUGCUGACGUUGAAUCUUACAGUGAGUAGCUGAGUACUUUAACAUAUUAAUUAAGUACAGCUAACUUGAUUGUAAUAUAAUUCUCCAUUUGUGUAUAGUCAUGUCUUUUACUUUGUUGUGUGUUUGCUUGUUGACUUGUGUUUGGUGUGUGUACUGUGUGUGUG